UAGUGCGGUCGUCGGUUGGUUGUGUUGUACAAACCAUUUUUAAAAGAGAAUUUUCAUAAUUCCAAAAAAAUAUAUAUAUAUCCCUGCAAAUAGGAAAAUUACAACAAAAUCGUGUUCGCAGGAGAAAAAAUAACAAAAUGGAAAAGAAAACAGAAUUUCGUUAAUGAAAAACAAAUGCCUCGUUGAGAGGGGUUUUCUUAUUUUCUCGUAAAACCGAAUAAAAAUUAACAGCAGCAGAAGUCAAAUAAUUGUGUGUACGUGCGUGCGUGUGUGUUUGUUGGAAAAAAAGAGGUGGUGACGGUAAAACAAAAACUGGAUUCUUUUCCUACCAGAAAAAAGUGUGUUUUAUGGAAAAUUCACAAAGAAGUCGAGGAAAAUUGUUUGUGAUCUGCCACAAAAGUUGAGUUCAUAAAACAACAACAAUUGUGACAAACGAAGUAAAAUUGUAAAGAAAAAAAAAAAAAAUAAAAAGAAAAUAUCAAAUAUUCCUCCCAUCAUUUAGACCAUACCAUUUUUUGCCAAGCAAAUAAAAACAAGUUGAAGCAGACAAAACGACAACAACAACAAUAAGAGAGAAACAAAAAACAUGACAACCGAAGAGUUGAAAGUGGUUUUACAUCGUAGCAGUGAUCAUUCCGGUUUUGGUUUUUCUUUAUUGGGCACCACCGGGCCCCCACAUGUUAUCUAUGAUAUUGUGGAGAAUUCACCGGCAGCUGAUUGUGGAGUGGUUGAGGCCGGUGAUGUUAUCCUCAAAGUAAACGGCAUCGAUGUGCAUCAGUAUACAACGAAGGAGGUAUUAAAGUGUCUACGGCUCUCGGAAGAUUUGGUAACAUUGGAACUGAAAAGAGAUCCAAAAUUGAAGGCUCGAAUAAAGGAACAGCUGGCCAAUACGAAAAGUCCCCAUUAUAUUGAUAUUGAGACAUCACCCACAAAUAAUUACGAUUAUCAUAGCCAGCGUCAAAUAAAGUCAUCACCUCAGCACCACCACUAUCAGCAACAACAACAUCAUCACGAAGCUGCCAACAACAGUAGUAGUAGUAAUAAUAGCAAUAACAGUAAAUUUCAAUACGAUGUGACGACAACGCACAAUACAACAACAACAACAACAAUUGUACAACACCAUCAUCACCAACAACAAACAGCGGCGGCGGCGGUGGCGGCAACAACAUCUAGCCCCAAUCAUUCACCUGCCUCAUCAUCGUCCCGUUACAAAUCCUCAACAGCAGCCACCACAAAUUUGCCACGUCAUCAUGCGGCAGCUGCGGCCACCAAUUCUGCCAAUCACAGCCGCAGUUCAUCGGCUUCAUCGAAUAAAAUACAAUUGGAGGGUGGUGGUGGUCCAACAACAGCCACUUCGCCCACAUCACGCAUACCCUCACGCAUACCCCAGGCCAAGAAAAGCAGCCAAAAGGCCCAGCAAUCUCCCCAAAAUAAACGGCCACGGCCAUCCCAGAUACCCAAGGCUGCUGGUGUAAUGGGCACAUCGAUGACUUCUUCCAUAACAUCGACGGCAGGCGGUGAGGCCGUCAACUCAACGAACUUUAAUGGCAAUACCCAAACGACGGCAACAGCCACCACAACAGGUCCCAAUCAUCCACAUUCCUUGCAACAUUCGAACAGCUAUGCCGGCAGCGGCGGCGGCAACACAUCGACAAGACUAAAUCGAUCCAAUAACUCUUCAGAGGAUCGUGAUACACCCGAACCCAAUUCGGCACCACCCCAGCCAGCCAAGGCGCCUCGUUUCGAGGCCUACAUGAUGACCGGUGAUUUGAUAUUGAAUCUCUCGCGUACACCCCAGAGCAGCAAUGUCUUGACGGUACAGGCGAAAAAAGUCGACUCACUACGUGAUUCACCCAAUCGUGUUGGCUUGGCAAGGGCCAAUGGGGCCUUGGCUCCCAAGGCAUCGGGUGAAUCCUCACCCACCUCCUCCUCAUCCCAAGAAUCCCCCACCCAUGCCAGCCACACCCACACCCACUCCACCAACACGGAUUCCAAGAAUUUACAGAACAGAGAAAAAUCCCGUUUCCACAAGAAACAUGCGCUGGCGCAAAAUCUCCAAAACUAUCAGCCGGAUAGUAUGGACACAACCUACAACAAUCGUCAGGAUUCCCUUACCAAUGAUACGCUUUUGCUGUGCGAAGAAUUGGAGAAGGACGAUGAGGAUGGUACACAACCAGAAACGGCAGGUGGCGGUAGGCAGCAACAUCAUCGUCAUCAGCGUUAUGUCCAGCAGCAGAAUAAACACAAACGCCAUCAGCAGCAGCAGCAGCAGACAAAUCGGCAACGCCAAAAAACCUAUGAAUACUAUCAGAAUGAAGAUGACGAUAAUGUGGAUGAGGAUGACAAUCCCGAUGAGGAUGAGGACUAUGAUGAUGGCAAUUAUGCCGGGGAAGAGGAAGACGAUGAGGAGGAUGAUGAGGAGGAGGAGGAUGACGACGACGAUGAGGAAGAUCAAACCAACUAUGAUAUUACCAAUUUGGAAACCUACAACAGUGGCUUGGGUGGCAUGGGCGGCGGUGGUGGUGGCAACAGUGUCCAUGCCGAUGAUGAGGCUAGUGAUAGACAAUGUCUAAUGCAGGAAGACGACGACGACGAUGAUGAUGAUGAUGAAAAUUUGCCCGAGGAUCCCAAUUCGUUGGGCAGUUCAGCGGCGGCCACAACAACAAAACAAAAACUCAAAGCUUUAAAACAAAAGGCUGCCUUGCGCUACAAGCUGCGUUCCGAGGACAAUGUGGAUUCUUCACGGAAUUUGCGUAGUUCAGCAUCUUCAUCAUCAUCUGCCACAAUGGGUGGCGGCGGGGCAAAUGCAGGUGGUGUAGGUGGUGGUGGCGGCGGCGGCAAUAAUACCUCCCAAGAUGAAACCUCAUUCUCAGUGCCCACAUCACCCAUAUCCCUGUCGACGCCCCUGAUCGACAAGGAAACCGCCAAUUCGGUGCCCACCAGUCCGGAACCAUCGAAUAUGGCGGGUGGCACCACCGCCCCGGGUGCCGUGGACACCAGCGGUGUGGUGCGGCGUCAUCAUCAUCACCACCACCAUCACAAUGGCCAGAUUGUGCGCAAAUGUGAUUCGGCCGGUUUUCGCACCAGCAAAUCUGAAGAUCAUCUACAGCAAAUACAACGUGAAGGUAUGGCUGCUGUUAUACCCAUUGAUAUUGAUGAAGAUGUAAAUAGUUCUUUGAAUACACUAUUAGAUACACGGCAAGAUUCGGAAGAUUCUCAGAAUUCGGAUCGUGAUCGUAUCGUAUGGACGUAUAAUGCUCCCCUACAGCCACAUCAAAUAGCAGCUUUGCAGCAGCAACAACAACAACAGCAACAGUAUUCUUCUACAAAUUACAAUAGCAACAAUCACUCUCAUUCCCAUCACUCACAUUCACACUCCAGUUCGAUGAGUUCAUCGCCACAGCAUUCGGUGGGCAGUCCAGCCUCACCCACAUCGGUGUCCAGUUCGGUGAUGUCGUCGUCGGGCGGUUCGAAGGGUGCCUUUGGUCUAAGCGGUAAUAACAAUGGUCAUAUGCAACAUCAACAACAUGUUGUUGUAACUAACGGCGGUAUGAUACUUAGUGAUCCCAGUGAUUCAGAUUCCACAAUUUUGGUUUCCGAUGCUGCUGUGCAGCGUCAACAACAACACCAGCAACAUCAGCAACAACAACACCGACAACAGCAAAAAUCCUCAGAACACAAGGUUGUCAUUAAGGUGCGUGGCGCCGACAAUGGCAAUAAUGUCAAUAACAACAACAAUGGCUCGCCCUCGAGUAGAUCUCAGCAUGCUGGCGCCGCCACAUCAUCGGAUCACGAAGAUGAACUUGCCACUCUAACCGAAGAACCUCAGCACCAGGGCUCCUCCUCCUCCUCGGCUGGCAUUAAUAAUAACUGUGGUGGCGGGGGCGGUGAUGGUCGUGACUCGUCACCACCCGUCUCUGACGAUGGCAGUGAUGUUGAAUCAUUACACUCCUAUCAUUACUCACCCAAGGCUGUUGAUAUGCCAUCGGCCAUACGUUUGGCAAAAAGACUGUACACUCUGGAUGGUUUCAAGAAGAGUGAUGUAUCCCGUCAUUUAAGUAAAAACAAUGACUUUAACCGGGCUGUGGCCGAUGAGUAUCUGAAAUAUUUUAAUUUUGAAAAAAAGACUUUGGAUCAAUCGUUGCGCGAAUUUCUACAACAGUUUGCCUUGUCGGGUGAAACCCAGGAACGUGAACGGGUAUUGGUUCACUUUUCCAAACGUUAUUUGGAUUGCAAUCCGGGAACGUUCAAUUCACAAGAUGCCGUUCACACCUUAACCUGUGCUAUCAUGCUACUAAAUACCGAUUUACAUGGCCAAAAUAUUGGACGAAAGAUGACAUGCAGUGAAUUCAUUGAAAAUCUGGCUGAACUCAAUGAUGGUGACAAUUUUCCCAAAGAUAUACUCAAGUGUUUAUAUCAGGCCAUUAAAACCCAGCCAUUGGAGUGGGCAUUGGAUGAUGAUGCCAAUGACUUGGCCAAACAACAGUCUGACAACAAAAAUAGUGUACAAUCUACUGCGCAUUUAGGACAAAAUCCAUUUUUGGAUUUACCCGAAACCACAAAUGCUGUGGAAUACAAAAAGGGCUAUGUUAUGCGGAAGAGCUGUUACGAUGCAAAUUUCAAGAAAACUCCUUUCGGCAAGAGAUCAUGGAAAAUGUUCUAUUGUACCCUCAGAGAUUUAGUAUUAUUUUUGCACAAGGAUGAGCAUGGUUUUCGCAAGAGUCAAAUGUCUGAUAACCUACACAAUGCCAUACGCAUCCAUCACGCGCUGGCAACCAAAGCAACUGAUUACACGAAAAAACAACAUGUCUUUCGUCUACAAACUGCCGAUCAGGCAGAAUAUCUAUUCCAAACGAGUGAUUCAAAGGAAUUGCAAUCCUGGGUGGAGACUAUAAAUUUUGUAUGUGCCGCCUAUUCAGCGCCUCCUUUAGAAGGAGGCGUGGGUAGUCAAAAACGUUUCCAAAGACCACUGCUACCUAGUUCGCAUACUAAAUUGUUACUGAAAGAACAAUUGGAGUCACAUGAACAGCAAUUAGCAAAAAUUGAAAACACAUUGAUGGAACAUAAAAAGGGUCCCAUACCAACAAAAGGCUUAGCUUUACAAAACUACAAGGAAAAAGAAGCAUUUUUACAAUAUGAGUUACGUCGCUACAAGGCGUAUGUGUCAAUUUUAACAGCUAAGAUCUUAGCUGACCAACAACAGCAAUUCGAAUUGCAACAAUCGAAUCAAUUAAACGAAGAAGAUUCGGAUAAGUUUUUUAAAAUACAAACUGCAACAGCUCCUAUACGUUUACAACCAAUGACAUCAGCAUCCUCCACAACCAUAACAACAACAGCAGCAGCACCAAAUAGUAUUAAUGCUAAUGAUGAACAGCAGCAGCAGCAGCAGCAACAAGAACAUCAAUCAUCACAACCAUCUGGAAACAGAUUUUAUUGCUGUUUUGCCUGGCUGUCGUGCAUAUUUUCCUAAGAAAAUAAAAAGUUGUUUUUUUUAUUCCAAAUUCUUGCAAGCCAGAAUAAUAAAAAAGAACACAACCACCAUCCCAAAACAAAAAAAAAUAACACACUCACCGAGCACAUUACAAAAUAGUGUUGUUUUAAAGGAAAAAAGAGAAAAAGAAAUAGAAAUCGAAAUGAUGUGGUUUUAGAGAUUAAUAAAGAAAGAAAGUGAUCGUCAUUACAAAACACAGGGCAACGAUACAAUAUUCGAACAUUACACAGAAGAGGUAAAAAAUGAACCUAUGGCGAUACAUACCAGAAAGGCAAUCCACAAUACCUUAAGGAAGGGCAACGAACUUCGUUUCCCCAGUGUGUGCAUAUGAGUUUUUCAAUUUAAUUUAUAAAAACAACAAAAAUCAGAACGAAAUUUAUUUUUAUUUGUUUAACUUUGUUAUGAAAAAAAGUAGUAGUAGAAGAAGAAGAAAAAAAAACGCCUACAAAAAUAUGUUUUUAUAUACAGAGAGAUUGGUAUCGUUGUAAUUUAAGUUUCCAUUGAUUAUGUUAGAGAACAAUAUUUUUUUUUUGCCCCGCCUUUCCUCACACUUUUUUUAGGGGGAGUGCAACAAACCACACAUAAAAGACAGACCCUUUGAAGAUCUUCUGUUCAUAAAAGGCCUUCAUGAUGUAAAAUACUUAGUAAACAGUCAGCAUUGUAUAGAAGACCAAUAAGGGAUCUAAGCAUAAAAAAUCUCAAGAAGAUAUUUCAUAUGUGAAAAAUUCCCAGAAAUCAUUUGAUUUUUUAAAAGACCUUCAAAAGAUUCCUGUUUAUAGUUGACAUCAAAAAAGUCCUUUAGUUUGGAAAUGUUGUUAAAUUACAGUUUUUUACACUCUUCCAUAGGAAGGAUCAUCUGGAGUUAUUCAAGUACUCCAUAAGAUAUGGUAUCAAUUGAAGACCUUUGAAAGUAUUCUCUCUUUAGAAGAUGUCUUUAAAGUCAAUCCUCCAUAAAAUCAAUUGGAAACUGGUUGAUGAUCUCUCAAAAGUAUUCUCUGCUUGGAAGAUGUCUAUCAAGUUAUUUUACCCAUAGGAGAUCCAUAUAAGAUCUUCCAUCCCUUGAAAAUCUAAAGAAACUAUUCUAUAUCUGAAAGACUCCCAGAAGGAAUUGGUUUUUAAAAGACCUUCAAAAGAAUUCUGUUUUUAGUUGACAUCAAGAAAAAGUCUUUUAGUUUUGAAAUGUCAAAUUACAUUUUUUAAGGAUCUUCUGGAGUUAUUGAAUUACUCUAUAAGAUAUGGUAUCAAGUGAGGACCUUUCAAAGUAUUCUCUCUUUAGAAGAUGUCUUUAAAGUUAAUCCUCCAUAAAAUCAAUUGAAAUCAGGUUGAAGAUCUCUCAAAGGUAUUCUCUGCUUAUAAGAUGCCUAGCCUUUUACCUAUAGGAGAUCCUUAUAAGAUCUUCCAUCCAUUGAAAAUCUCUAUUAGGACCUUUCAAAGUAUUCUCUCUUUAGAUGAUGUCGUUAAAGUCAAUCCUCCAUAAAAUCAAUUGAAAUCAGGUUGAAGAUCUCUCAAAGGUAUUCUCUGUAGAGGAGAUGUCUAUUAAGUCUUAUAUCCAUAAAAGAUCUUCCAUCCAUUCAAAACCUCCAUUAGGACUUCUUACAACUGCAAAAACCCAAAAUGUUUUACAUCUGUAAAAGGCCCUCAGAAGGUCUUCUAUCUAUAGCUGAUCUUUUAAAGGACUUCUUACCCAAAACCCAAAGGAUUUUACAUCUGUAAAAGGCCCUCAGAAAAUCUUCUAUCUAUAGUUAACCUUUUAAAGGUCUCCAUUACAUUACGCCGUCUAUGAAAUGGUUUGUUUGGCACCCUCUAAUUAAAACUGAUACGUGAUAAUAACAAACUUAUAUAUAUUACAUUUUAUUAUUAUUAUUAUUAUUUUUAUUAUUUGUAUAAACUAUUUGUUUUUUUUUUGUCUUAUAUAAUAAUUUAAAAAGAAUUUCUUUUUUUUUGUAUUUUUUUAUACAUUCUACCGAGAAAACAUACACAUAACCUUACUUUUGCAACAUCAUCACUUUAUAUGUUUAGUUUAACUUUAAAGAGAAAACAACAAGAAACAAACUUUAUACUAUAAAUAAAAAUAAAAACAAACUAGGCUUUAUCAGAAGUAAAAACAAAAAAAACAAAAUAUAUAAAUAUUUAUAUAUUAUAAAUGAAAAAAUAAGUACAUACUUAAGUUAACAAAUAAUACACAUAAUAAAUGUAUAAAAACAAACAAGUAAUUAAAAAACAAAAGGAAAAAAUAAAUAAAAAAUAAGCAUUUUUAACGAUAUUUAACGAAAAAACAAAAAGAA
Molecule: messenger RNA, 7776 nt
Organism: Musca domestica (house fly)
Lineage: Eukaryota; Metazoa; Arthropoda; Insecta; Diptera; Muscidae
Product: PH and SEC7 domain-containing protein
Exons: 15
Coding region: 587-5470 (1627 amino acids)
Biological process (GO): regulation of ARF protein signal transduction
Molecular function (GO): guanyl-nucleotide exchange factor activity; protein binding; phospholipid binding
Source: RefSeq, a predicted model, not a curated record